Lodderomyces oxycetoniae is the source of this 918-nucleotide messenger RNA. RefSeq names its product Yhm2p (gene YHM2). Gene Ontology annotation, molecular function: tricarboxylate secondary active transmembrane transporter activity. The transcript has a single exon. NCBI's taxonomy places the organism in Eukaryota, Fungi, Ascomycota, Pichiomycetes, Serinales, Debaryomycetaceae. The record is from RefSeq and is a predicted model, not a curated record. Gene Ontology annotation, cellular component: mitochondrion. The coding region runs from base 1 to 918 and encodes 305 amino acids. Gene Ontology annotation, biological process: alpha-ketoglutarate transport; mitochondrial citrate transmembrane transport.
AUGGCACAAACCAGUCAGAUUGAAAAGAAGCCAAUUAGCUUUUCCAACAUCCUUUUGGGAGCAGGUUUGAACUUGUCCGAGGCGACCACUUUGGGUCAGCCAUUGGAGGUCAUCAAGACGACAAUGGCGGCCAAUAGGAAUUUGUCUAUGGUGCAAGCGGCAAAGUUGAUUUUGAGCCGUGGUGGUCUUAAAGGUUUUUACCAAGGAUUGAUUCCAUGGGCAUGGAUUGAGGCCAGUACUAAAGGUGCGGUCUUGUUGUUUGUGUCUGCAGAAACAGAAUACCAAUUCAGAAAAUUAGGAGCUAGUAAUUUUGUUAGUGGAAUGGGUGGUGGUGUUAUGGGAGGUUUAGCGCAAGCUUACUUGACCAUGGGGUUCUGUACAUGCAUGAAGACUGUUGAAAUCACAAGAUCAAAACAAGUCACCGUUAGCGGUGGUGCUCCUCAACAAACCACUUUUCAAGUAUUUAAGGAUAUAUGGAGAAGAGAAGGGAUAAGAGGAAUAAACAAGGGUGUCAAUGCUGUUGCGAUUCGUCAAAUGACCAAUUGGGGUUCAAGAUUUGGGUUUUCAAGAUUAGCAGAAGAUGCAAUUAGGAAAACCACUGGUAAAACUAAUCGGGAUCAGAAAUUGUCAAACUUGGAAAAAAUUGGAAGCAGUGUUAUUGGUGGAGCUUUGAGUGCCUGGAACCAACCUAUUGAAGUUGUCAGAGUUGAAAUGCAAAGCAAAACCAAUGAUCCAAAUAGACCAAAGAAUUUGAGUGUAUGGGGUGCAGCCAAAUAUAUCUACAAUAAUAACGGUAUGAAAGGUUUAUAUAGAGGUGUCACUCCCAGAAUUGCAUUAGGUGUUUGGCAAACUGUGUUUAUGGUUGCAUUUGGAGAUAUCUUUAAGAAAAUGUUGAACACAGAUGGUUCAGGACACUGA